AAAAAAAAUCCUAGAUCCCAAAUACACUCCUCCAGUGGCAACAACUUGAUCUGUAUUCCUCGACUCAUCUCACCUUCAUUCACCAGUUUCUAAGAAAACCUCACAGCCUCGCUUGUCACUCUUUUCAACCUACCCACCUUUGCAGCAAGCCUCGUCAUACGGUCAGUUUGCCACACCGGUCGAAUAUUAAAUUUCACGGCCCAACUCCCCAUAUUUCUCCUUCCCUUGUAACUCUGAAAAGAACCCGACGUCAAGGCCAGAAUGUUUGUCAAGCCCAUGAUACCUUAGUCGAUUGGGGAACAGUCAGCAUGGCAGUGCAUCAUACCACGGUGUCCGUCGCCAUCUCAAUAACAGCAUUUGCGGUUGUAACACUACUUUCCAUUCCGGCCCUCUACCAGAUCAUAACUCGAUUUAGAGCCAGAAAAGCUCAGUAUCAACACCUGUCGGGGAUUUACGAAGACAAGGAUGGUGUUGCUACAGAGGAAUCCCAGGAAGCCUUCUCCGACUUCAUCCCACGUUUAAUUCUAAUUCUACUUUCAAUUGUUGUUUGUCUGGAUGCUUUGGCAUCCGCUGUUAUAAUCACGACUCGACCCGAUCUUCCUCUGACGAUCGAGCAAUGGCUGCAAUUUGGAACUUGGCUGUUUAUCUUCUUUCAAGCCAUAGUCAUCUUUGUGACACCAUCAUCUAUACACCGGUACAACCUGGGAAUCUGGUCUGGCCUUUCAAGUGUGUUUGUCGCGAUCGCAGUGGCUGUUGAGAACAUUUCGCUAUGGAAAUCCCGGGCUCAUCCGUUGCCAAAGAAUGCCCAUCUUGUCCUUUCGAUCGUGCAGUUUGUGGCCGGUCUAUGUUUGGUCGUCGCCAGUCUCUCCAUACCCCGGCGGCCGGAUGUCUAUCAUAACGGACAAUACGUGGAUCGCCAGAAUACUGUGUCAGUGCUGGAGAAAUUUACAUUUUCGUGGCCAUCUCCGCUCCUAGCAUUCGCAGCCAAAAACAAAGGCCUAGAUUACGACGACCUGGCCGAGAUCGACCAUGACUUGCGCUCAAGAGAACUUAGGAGAAGGUUUGAUGCAAUUGGCUACAAGGACAAGCUGUGGAAGAGCGUUUUCUGGUCUCACAAACGGGCCUUUAUCCAGCAAUGGUGUCUCCAAGCAGUUUGUUCUAUUACUGAAUUCCUCCCGCAAAUCGCCCUUUACUUCAUUUUACGUACUCUCGAAGCACGCGAUCAAGGUGUUGAUGUCGGGUUGACUGCUUGGCUGUUGGUCAUUGGACUGGGUGCUGCAGUCACGUUCUCAUCCUGGCUUGAAGCUUGGAUGUUCUUCAUUGUCUUCAUGAGACUAGGAGUGCCAAUCUAUGAGCAGCUGUCUGCCGUCGUUUUUGGCAAAGCCAUUCGACGCAAAGAUGUGAAGGGCGCAGGGAAAAAGUCAGAGGAGCUGGAAGCCGAUACCGAAGAAUCGAAUGAAGGCCCAGUCAUCAACAAAGGGGCAGGCCAAAAGGGAGAAGAUCGGGCGUCUGAAGACGAUCAAGACGAGGAUUUCAAGAAGUCUCGUCAAAGCACCAUCAACCUCGUCGGUGUCGACUCCAAAAGAAUUGCGGACUUCGCAACGUUCAAUUACAUUUUCCUUGGCUCUGCGAUCAAAUUGAUCUUCGCCUUCACCUUUCUGUACAAUCUGAUCGGUCCAAUUCCUCUGCUUGCAGGCUUGGUUGCUCCUGCGAUCAUCAUGCCAAUCAAUAUCAUUGCUGCGAGGCGCUACUCCAAUGCGCAAGACGACCUGAUGAAACAUCGGGAUCAAAAGAUGGCUGUUGUAACGGAAGCCUUACAAGGAAUACGCCAGAUCAAGUUCAGCGCUUUGGAGCGAAAUUGGUACGAAAAGAUCCUAGAGACGAGAAGAAAGGAGUUGAAGACGCAAUGGCAAGUCUUCAUCUAUGACACUACGCUUAUUAGCAUCUGGAUUUUUGGCCCGGUCAUGCUGGCGGCUAUAUCGCUGGCAACGUAUGCUCUUAUACACAAGGAGCUGACUGCUUCGAUCGCCUUCACAACGAUUUCCGUUUUCGAGGCAAUUGAGAUGACACUGGCAGUCAUUCCAGAAAUGGUAACUGACCUUCUGGAUGCCCUUGUUUCUGCUGCCCGAGUUCAGGAAUACCUCGAUGCACCGGAUCGUGUCGAGUACAGCAAACCUGGAGACAGAGUCUCAUUUAACGCCGCAACCAUCGCAUGGCCCUCCGAUCAUCCGGAGGAGGAGGAUCAACAGUUCACUUUGAGCAAUCUCAAUAUUGAAUUCCCAAAGAAGGAGCUCAGCGUCGUUUCCGGUCGGACAGGGUCUGGAAAGAGUCUACUGCUCGCAUCCAUAAUUGGCGAAGCUGAGGUCCUCAGUGGUACCGUCACUGUCCCAAAGCCACCCUCGGCCGAACAGCGACACGAUGAAAGUGCCAAUAAAGCGAAUUGGAUCAUGGACUCUUCCAUCGCUUUCGUUGCGCAGAUCCCAUGGAUCGAAAACGCCACAAUUCGGGAUAACAUUCUCUUUGGACUACCCUUUGACAAUCAUCGGUAUCAAAAAGUGCUGUCUGCAUGCGCGUUGACAAAGGACCUGGAAAUGCUUCAGGAUGGGGAGCUCACAGAUAUCGGUGCAAAUGGUAUCAAUCUUAGUGGGGGUCAGAAGUGGCGAGUCUCCUUUGCUAGGGCUCUCUACUCACGAGCCGGGAUACUUGUCCUUGACGACAUAUUCUCCGCUGUCGAUGCACACGUCGGUCGUCACCUCUUCGAACAAGCCCUUGCAGGUGAACUUGGCCAAGGUCGGACGAGGAUCCUGGUAACACACCAUGUCGCCCUCUGCCUGCCCAAGACGAACUAUAGCGUUCUCCUGUCCAACGGUACUGUGGAACAAGCCGGUCGUACCGAGGAUCUCCGCAGAUCCGGCAAGCUCAAGAGCAUUCUUGCUGAGGACAUCGAAGAGCAAGAAAAGGACGAGGACGAUUUCGAUCGUGAGCAGGCACUGACCAUUGACGACGGAGGUGGCCUCCAGAAGAUGUUCAGCAAUCGCUCUCGUCGAAAAUCAGCGCUGAGUGAUGCCAACCUCGACAGUGAAGAUCUUUCUCGACGUCGUUCUCACGCAAUCGCAGAGGGCGCGAAGACACCAAAGAAGUUCACCGAGGAUGAAAAAAGAGCAACAGGGGCAAUCAAGUAUCAGAUCUACGCUGCCUAUGUCCGGGCCUGUGGUGGCUUUGGGUACUGGUUCUUCAUCCUCGUCGUCUUCACCCUCUGGGUCGCUGUGUACCUCGCUCGAUCAUACUGGAUCAGCGUCUGGACUCGCGCAUACAGGUCCGAAGCGGUUACCUCAUUCCACGCUUUCCACCAGGACAGCCACUUCAUGCAGCAGCCCAUCAACGCUUUCCGUUACAUAUCCUCUGAACUUUCCACGACCACAAUGGACCCGAACCUUACUUACUACCUCGGCGUCUACCUUGCCAUCUCGCUCGUGGCGUGGCUCGAGGGCACGGUUCGAUACUUUUUCGUGUUUGUGGCCUCCAUCCGCGCCUCGCACACCAUGUUCGAGAACCUCGCAUUCGCGGUUCUUCGCGCUCCGCUCCGCUGGCUCGACACGGUCCCUCUAGGACGCAUCCUCAACCGCUUCACGAGCGAUUUCAACAUGCUCGACAGUCGUAUCAGCAUGGACUUGGCAUUCAUGUUGCACAACAUGAUGCAUGUCCUAUCGGUCGUGAUUGCGGGGCUGUUUGUAUCGCCGCUCAUGAUCAUCUUCGCUCUCGCGUUACUGGCAAUCUGCAUGUUUUACGCUCUCCGGUACCUCGCAGGAGCCCGGGAGGUGAAGCGUCUCGAGUCGAACGCAAAGUCUCCCGUCUUUGAACAAUUCGGAAGCGUGCUCAUGGGAAUCGGUACGAUCCGCGCCUUCGACAAAUGUGAUGCGUACCUGGAUAAGAUGUACUCUCGUAUCGACCGGCACGCGCGGGCGUAUUGGCACCUCUGGCUCUUCAACCGGUGGAUGGGCUGGCGCUUGAACAUGGUCGGCGCGGGUUUCGCGUGCGUGACGGCCGCACUGAUCGUCAGCAUCACUUCGAUCGACUCCAGUCUGGCUGGUUUUGCGCUGAGUUUCGCGCUUGGCAUGUCCGAGGGCGUCAUCUGGUUCCUCAGACAGUACAGCAAUGUCGAGCUGGACAUGAACGCCACGGAGCGUAUCGUCGAGUACAGCAACAUCCGCAUCGAGAAUCAAGGGGGCGUCGAUGCGCCGGCCGCGUGGCCGACCGAAGGAAACCUCGAGGUUCAAGAUCUCGUCGUGGCCUAUGCGGACGACUUGCCACCGGUCUUGAAAGGCCUUAGUUUCAGCGUGCGCCGGAACCAGCGUGUCGGUGUCGUCGGAAGAACGGGAGCCGGCAAGUCGAGUCUGACGCUUGCGUUGUUCAGAUUUCUAGAGGCACGUGCCGGGCAGAUCGUGAUUGACGGCGUGGACAUUUCAAAGAUCAAGCUUUUUGACCUGAGAAGUCGGCUGGCCAUCAUCCCGCAGGACCCCGUGUUAUUUUCGGGUUCGGUCAGGACCAACCUCGACGCUUUCGACCAGCACACGGAUGAAGAAUUGAGGGAGGCUCUGGCAAGGGUUCACCUGGUGUCUUCGGCGUCGACCGGCCCGAGUGGAAGUGCCACGCCGAUCGCUGCUGCGGACGGAGACGCAAGUGGUGGCGGUGAUGGCGUACGGGACUCCAACACCAACAUCUUCAAGAGCCUGUCGAGCAAGAUCUCGGAGGGGGGCCUGAACCUGUCCCAGGGCCAGCGACAGCUGUUGUGCCUCGCGCGGGCGAUCGUGUCGAGGCCCAAGGUCAUGGUGCUCGACGAGGCCACCAGCGCCGUGGACAUGGAGACGGACGCCCUCAUCCAGAGGUCCAUCCGCGAGGAGUUUACCGACAGCACGCUGAUCGUGAUCGCCCACCGGCUGAGCACCAUCGCCGACUUUGACCGCAUCCUCGUGCUCGGGGAGGGCAAGGUGCUCGAGUACGACGAACCCAAGAACCUCAUGGCCAGGGAAGGAGGCGUGUUCAGGGACAUGGUCGAGACCUCGGGUGAGAGGGCCGAGCUGGAGAGGAUUAUCGAAAGUGGCCAUAAUUAUCAUCAGGAAGGGAGCUCGAGUCCAAAGCGAAAUCAGGACGGGGAGGCGAGUUCGAGCUGAUACAAAAGGAAAACAAGUGUGUGCCUGCACUAAUAGGGGUUUCCGGACCAAGGAGAGGGGAGAGAUGCUGGGGAAACACUCCGGUAUCUACCUAGGUAGCGAGCGAGCCAGUCAUGGGCUGUAAUUGCUCCCAACAAAACAUCAAAAGGCGUCUGGAUUGGUCGUAAUUUACUGGUAGUCUGUAGGAAUGGAAUUCAAAAAGGUGACAAGACUUGAGAGCCACAGCGGAAAAGAUGCUCAAAAGAUGGCAAGAUACUGAAAAGGCUACACAAUUUCUGUAAUGAAGUCAUGAUACAGAUUUC
Messenger RNA from Exophiala oligosperma, 5473 nucleotides. RefSeq lists its product as uncharacterized. The record is from RefSeq and is a predicted model, not a curated record. Gene Ontology annotation, cellular component: membrane. Lineage: Eukaryota; Fungi; Ascomycota; Eurotiomycetes; Chaetothyriales; Herpotrichiellaceae. Gene Ontology annotation, molecular function: ATP binding; ABC-type transporter activity; ATP hydrolysis activity. Gene Ontology annotation, biological process: transmembrane transport. The coding region runs from base 309 to 5171 and encodes 1620 amino acids. The transcript has 2 exons.